GCCAUUGACUUUAGCCAAUUUUCGGCUGGUGCAGGCUGCAAUCCAAAGCAAUAUCAAGGCUACAAACUAAAAGCUCUAUUCAAGUAAUAGUAUAUAACUGAUUCACAAAAAGCAAAGACAUCUCGAUCCCUUACCAACCCCAUUAAGAUCAUGGAAUGAUUAGUUCAUGUCAACUUUGUUGACCAAUAUAAAUUGUUGUUGUUGCUGCUGUUUGGUCAAGUUGCCGUGAGUGAAAUACUGAAAUCUAUAAGAUUUCAUGGUCUCCAUAAUCAUCAUGUUUAUCAUCAUAAUUUUCUUUUUAUCUUCUUGAAAUUGAACUGUUUUGUAUUCUCCACCAACCAUAUUAACCUUCCAUUCAAUGCUCCUGAAUUCCCUCAAAGCAAAAGCUCCCUUUGCUUUACCAACACUUCUCUCUCUCUCUAGCUCUUCUCAUAACUUUCCUUUGAGGUCAUGCUACUGUUCAGCCUCACUUUAACCGUUAGUUACCUCAUUAUCUAUAGCUUUUCCUUGAUGAUCUUGUGAAGAGACAAAACAGACAUCUCUUUGGUCAUAUCUAUCCUUUUCUUUUCUCCCUAUGGAAUCUCUGAAACAAGCUUCUUCUUCUAGGUUCUGCUACCAUCAAGGCUUCUCAGGAGUUCUCCAAGUGUUCGUUCACAACGCAAGAAACAUCCACAACAUCUGCAUCUACGACAACCAAGACGUCUACGCCAAGUUCUCUCUCACUUACAACCCUGACGACACCAUCUCCACUAGAAUCGUCCACAGAGCUGGCAAGAACCCUGAGUUCAACCAGAAGCUUAUGAUCAAUGUGAAUCAGAUCGAUGCUGCAGUUCUUAAAUGUGAGAUCUGGAUGAUGAGCAGAGCCAGACAUUACAUGGAAGAUCAGCUUCUUGGUUUCGCGCUUGUCCCAGUCUCAGACAUCAUAGGUCAGGACAGUGUCACUCAAGAUUACAGUCUUUCUUCCACCGAUCUCUUCCAUUCACCUGCUGGUACCGUAAAGCUCACGCUUUCCAUCGUCAACCCUUCUCUUCUUGCUACUUCUUCUUCAUCCAAUCCCAAGGUCAACACUUCAAUUUCUUCCGAGGUUGUGUUACUUAGCCCCCAAGUUUCUGAAACUGUAGAUUACACGAGGAUUGAGUUCCCUGACAUCAAUGUUGUUAACGAGAACAAACAAAUGGUUACAGAGUACUUCAAUGGAAUGGGUGUCAGGUCUGGAACAGCUUCUUUUCUCUGUCUCGGCUCAACACACUUGCCUGAAACCGACAUAACAAUGGUGUGCUUGGAAGACAAAGAGCUUCGCGGGAAUGGAAGCUUUAUGGCUUCUUCUUCAACAACAACAAGCUUAAGCGACGACAAGAACACAGCUGAUUCAAACGAGAACCGAGAGGUGGCAAAGGUAUUAAGAGGGAGCAAAGGAGACGAAGUUGAGGAAGGAGAACAGAAAAUGAAUGUGGAAACAGAGGAAACAUCGAUGCAGAAACAGAUAGCAGAGAUGUAUAUGAGAAGUAUGCAACAGUUCACCGAGUCUUUAGCAAAGAUGAAGCUUCCCAUGGAUCACAACAACAAUAACAACAACACUGAAACUCAGAUUCAGAAUCGGAAUAACAAUAAUAAUGGUAAUAACAAUAACGGCACGGAGAAGAAAAAAGAAGGGUCUCGUGUCUUUUACGGAAGCAGAGCAUUCUUCUAAUUAUGGAACCAAGAACUCGUUUGCAAAUAAGUCUUUGUUGUGACAUUUUAGCUUCUUUGGUAAUCGAUCUCUUUAUGUUACAUUCACAUGAUAUUCCUGUAAUCGAGUUUCAAUAU
Messenger RNA from Raphanus sativus (radish), 1806 nucleotides. RefSeq lists its product as uncharacterized. NCBI's taxonomy places the organism in Eukaryota, Viridiplantae, Streptophyta, Magnoliopsida, Brassicales, Brassicaceae. The transcript has a single exon. The coding region runs from base 575 to 1690 and encodes 371 amino acids. The record is from RefSeq and is a predicted model, not a curated record.